Messenger RNA from Polistes canadensis, 1613 nucleotides. RefSeq names its product leucine-rich repeat protein soc-2-like. The record is from RefSeq and is a predicted model, not a curated record. The transcript has 7 exons. Gene Ontology annotation, molecular function: protein binding. Lineage: Eukaryota; Metazoa; Arthropoda; Insecta; Hymenoptera; Vespidae. The coding region runs from base 303 to 1532 and encodes 409 amino acids.
UGUAUGCUUUACGAUCAGCUGUAAUUCGAGUUUUGUUACAAAAGAAAUGCAUCUAGCUAAAUAUUCGUAUUGAUACCUAUGAUCACGAAUUCGAUCUAUUAUUAACUCGUUAUAACACAAAGUAUUGCAGAUGAUAGUAAUUACGUUUACAUUUAAGUUAAUUCUACAAUUUAUGAGAUACACGUAAACAUAUAUAUAGAAAUUAUUUCAUUAUUUAAAUGUGAGAAAACAAAAUAUAAAUUUUACGUGAUGUACAACCGUAGAUGCGUUCAAAUUAAAAAGAUUUCAUCAAUAAAACGUAUAUGGAUUUAGAUCCUGCAGAAAUGGCGAAUGAGAUAAAAGAGAAAGUAAUAUUACAUUGGAACUGUCGAGGUCUUACAGAAUUACCAGAAAUCAUACGAAAAUAUGGCAGCCACAUACAGGAAAUAUAUUUGAAGUGGAAUAAACUAACUACUUUACCACCAUGGAUAAUAGAAUUAUUUAAUGUUACUAAUUUAUAUAUCUACGGUAAUCUCAUUAAAGAACUUCCUGUAGAACUUGGCAAUAUGUCUCAAUUGACUGUACUAGAUUUGAGUGCAAACAAGUUAGAAGAAAUACCAUCUUCUAUUGGUAAUUUAAUAAAUAUAGAAUCAUUGUUAUUUAAUAAUAAUUACAUUAAAAAAUUACCAAUGGAAAUGAGCCAACUUUAUAAUCUGGAAGUAUUAUCUCUUUCUGGAAAUGAAUUUGUAGCAUUACCAGAAUGGCUUGGUUCUUUACCAAAGCUCAAAGAAUUAAAUGCAGAUAACAAUUAUUUAAAGGAACUACCUAAUAGAUUGACAUUGGCUCCUAAAAUAUCAAUGAUAUCAGUGUGUUCAAACAGGUUAAAAUAUUUACCAUUAAAUGGUUUCUUGUCAUCUCCUUGCAUAAGAUUUGAUGCAAAUGAAUAUUUAAAUUAUUUGUCUUAUCCUGUCCUCAUCCAAUUGGCUUAUAAUAUUCUUACAUCAAUUAAUGUUGAUUCAGUGAAUAUCCUAGGCUAUAAAUGUUUCAAAUUAAAAUGUGCUAAUGAUGAAUCGUUGAGUACAAAUAUCAAAUUAAAUAUUAAAAUAGAUACAUCGUGCAAUAAAAAUAUACUGAUUGAAUUACCAAGGCAAAUUUUAAGGAUUCAUAAUGUUAAUGAAAAUAAAACUGUCUCUUUGUGGGAACUUGCCCUGAGAAAAGUUUACAGACUAAAGUAUAAGCAUAUACUUAAUAUUUCUACAGCUCCUAUAAACGUUAAAAUUGUUUAUAAAAAAAAUACUAAAAGAAAUUUUGAUUUUUUAAUGUCCUCUAUAAACUGUGCUUCAUAUAAUUUAUUGAUAAAUGGACCUGCCACUAUUUGUGUAAAUUCUCAUUGUCAACAACCAAUUUUCACAGAAGCUUGGAUUAUUGUUGGCAUCACUCAUCAUAUAUAUUCAAUUCCAACUAUUGUUUUAUGUUGUUCAAGAAGCUGUGCUUUUAAAUUUAUGACUAAUUCAAACAUGACGCUAACUUUUCAUUGGUAUUGCAUAGAUUGAUAAUAUUUUUGUACAUAACUAGAAAAUUAUUCGUUGUUGUAUAUACAUUGUUAUGAAAAUAAAAAGAGAUUAUGUUCUUAA